Molecule: messenger RNA, 4167 nt
Organism: Babesia ovata
Lineage: Eukaryota; Apicomplexa; Aconoidasida; Piroplasmida; Babesiidae
Exons: 2
Coding region: 1-4167 (1388 amino acids)
Source: RefSeq, a predicted model, not a curated record
AUGCAUCUUGGUGAUUAUGGUUUUCGUGUUUGCAUAGACCAUGUGAGUGAUAUCCUUAGUGAGUAUGAUAAACACUUAAAUGAGAAAACAAAUGCAGUUAACACGUCACUUAGCGAACUUAGUACUAAUUUAAGUAAUCAAUAUGUCACACAAGUAAAUGAGAAGAUUAAUGAGCCGCUUGAAAAGCAGCUGACUGCUUGGCGGACCACUGUCCAAAGCCUCGAAACUGAGGUGAACAAAAUUCAGACUGAGAAAAUUAAUGUUUUAGAUACUACAUUGAAAAGUAGUGUGUUGCGUGAAUUCGUGCCUGUGAAAAGUGUGGUGGAGCAUAUGAGAAGUGUUAGCUUGGACCCAAACCUGAUGGACCAGGCGAAGAGGGUGGACGGGGAGUUGCUAAAGACGAAGGCGAAGUUGGAUGCGGAGAUUGCAAAGCAAUCCAUAACGCUUCAACAGAAUAUGAUCGUGCAGUUCAAUAGAGUCGAAAAUAGCAUUUUGAUUUUGAAAAGGAAUAAUGCUGAACAUUUUAAAAAAAUAAAUGACUCCGUCAAAGAGGCUCGGCAGCUGAUUGACCAAGUGGAUGGAACAUAUAAAUCAUUAGUUACAUGGCAUUUUGACGAAUUGAAAAAAGAGGUAAACAAGGUUCAAGAUGCUCUAUUCAAAAAAAAAGCAGAGCUUGAAGUCUUGGUAGAUCAGGCUCGGACAGCGUUCGAGACGUUGAAGGAGAAGGUUCAGGUUGGCACCAACGGUACGGCAGAUAGUAUAGAGUACAAUUGGACACAACUCCAAAUGCAGAUUCAGAACCUUGUCAGGGAUGUUAAGGGGAAUACAUAUUUACGCGACGGCCUUCAGGGGAUUGUAGACGGAGUGAAGACGUACGCUAAGGGUUUUGAAGACAAGACUACGUUUGGCCUUACCGUGCAGGACUGGAUUAAAAAAACAUUGGAACGCAAAAUAAUCAUACAGAAGCUUAAUGCGUAUGUGAGCGGUGGUAACAGUGGUCGUGUCAACUUUCAAAUGAAUGAAUACAAUAUAGGGAGGAUUACGACUGUAAUUAAGCAAUAUCUUAAGACACAAAUUGAAGAUGCGGUUAAUGUGUUGAAGACAAGAAUUCAAUUUAAUCUGGACGAAACAGAGAUAACUAGACAUGUCAAUGCUGUUCAGUCGGUUUGCAGUGCAUUUGCGGAGAGUCUUGAGCCAGAGAUCACUGAUACAGCUAUCCCAGCUUAUGGUGUAGUCUCCGGAAUUGAGUCGCAGCUACGGAAUGGUGGAAUAUUCAUAAACACUUCGCGUGCUACUUCCGAUCCAAAUCUUACUGAAACCGUUAAACUCAUUCUAAGCUCUCUCGUUGCAACCGCCCAGUUAGUUGGAGGGGUGGUCCAUUCAUUCACCAGCGACGCUCAUGCCAAGCUCGGCAAGAACGUUGAUGAAACAAAAACAAAAGUCGAAUUAAUAGGCAAGUAUUUUGACAAGAAUGAUGACAAAGAAGCUAAAGCACUAUCAACCGAAGACUUCGGGAAAAAAAUUGACGACGCCUUGAAAGUUGUCAACGCAAAAACCACAGUGCUGGAUAACAUCAUAAAGAAUUCAAGCGGCACGCUUCACAUUGCUGUUGGAAACCUUCAAGCAGUUUUUCAGAAGCUUGAACAAAUGAAGAAUGGUGAGGAUACCAAAGAUGACACAAUUAAUGCGGAGAAGAAAAAAGCGGGAGCCAAAAUGCAGCAAUUGAAAAAUGAUCUCGACGAAAAAUUUUAUGCACUCGAAUUAACCAUUGCCAGAGCCAACGAAACUCUUACACAGGCCAUAAAGAACGUACAAACCGCAUUACUGAGCGCUAGAGAAGCAUCCUUAAAUGAAGUCGAUAAACUGAGGAAAAAUCUCCUAGAAACCACCGAACAAGCAUUCAAAAAGGUAACCAUCGAAGUAAAAAUAUUAUUUGCGAACUCCCACAAGGCCGACCUAAAAGCCCUAAACGCGCUGGUUGAGAAACACAAAAAUAUAAUAGAAACAAUUCUUAAAAACGACAAACUCACGGGUCUAAAAGGCCUCUUAAAGAAGCUAAACGAUAGCUAUGCUUCUGCUAGAAAACUCACUGACCUCAAAGAUCAACAAAAUGUUGAAUCCCUGUCACAAAAACUACAGGAAUAUUUAGAUAAUAUUUUUAUGUACGUCCUUUUCGACCUCCCCAAACAUCUCCCCUCCUCUCCAUACUCCCCCCAACUCCAGUCCAUCCACACCGCUCUGACCACCCUCCUCUCCCACCUGUCCGAGAAAAAACACUUCGACCACCAGGUCCCCGGAAUGCUCGCGCAACUCAAGACGUCCGUCGAAUCCCUCCACUCCACUAACUUCGGCAACCCCGCGUAUCCCGUGCUCGACGCCUUCCCCAAGAGCCUGGAGCGCUUCGUCGAGCAGCUCGACAAGGCGUAUGUCAACAGGUACUCUGGUAAGACAUACAAUGACGAUGAGAGUCACAUGUACGCCAAAGUGCUCCUGACAAAUUUCUACACGCUUCACGAAGAAAUUAAUACAUUGCACAAGGGGUGUAUGCGAGGCGGCGAGUGGGAGAACAAAAAAUGCUGCGAAAACGAAAGACGCAGAGAAAAUCCCCUCGGUGCAUUUAUGAAGCGCUGUGGAUUCCAAGUCGCUAAGGAUGAAGACUCCAAGGACGGCGAAUUAAAAUAUCCCUCCGAUCUCAGUGGUAAGCAGAUUCAUGAGAAAUUACUUGCAAAGACAUUUGCAGGCGCCUCCAACAAUGAGCAUCUCAAAAACUGUGAAUCAAAUACAAGCAAGAAGCCCGCACAGUUCAAUUCCGUUGAUCUCGUCGACUGCCUGCUACACCAUGUCGACAAGUAUAGUGAGCUGCGUCACUUAGUUGCCCGCCCGAAACCACGGCACCCGUGUAAUGUCUAUGAAAUGCUUAUGUGGUGCACUGGUCUGACGUACAAUCCUGUGUAUUCUACUAUGCUCGACAUGACUCUCACUGACAUGUUUGCCGACUCGAAUAAGGCGGAUGCCGGCGACGGUAUCUCCGCGACAGAUCUCAGUGCCGUAUCCGUAGAUGCUUAUCCAGAGAACAUCACAUAUGACACCGUACGAAAAGCCGUGACGGACAUGUGUUCUAUUUCGUAUGAUGUCCUCUGCACCGUCGUCGGUCACGGAGACGCGUUCACAAACUACGCCAUCGACUUUUGCACCAACUCCACGAAACUGUAUUACCCCGGCUCCGGCGAGGACUGUUUAAAGAUGUUGCUUGAAAUCCUCCGUAGAAUGCUCCCGCCACUCAAGUUCAUGUAUAGCCAGUGCGGCCUGAAUUCACAGUGCUCCGGCUGGUCUCAAUGUCAAUACGGCAAGGACAUCUUACCGUCUAACUGGCCGUGUGAUGAACACCCUGGUGAUGAAUCUAGUUGCCGUCCCAGAUCCCCCCUCAUGUCGUAUCUAAAUGACUGUCUGCCAGGCCAUCUGCCUCAUGAGGUGUCCUCCAUUGGUUGCAAGUCAGCAUGUAAAACGUGUCCCAAGAGCCCACCCGGUAUGCCUUGUCUCACACCACUUGGAUUUAGGGGGUUCUCAGGAAGUACGCGGACAGGCAAAGAGCUAAGUAACGUGCUGAGCAAAAUCAUAAGUAACAAGCUUGCUGCACUAUUGUCCUGCCUACUGCCCAAAGCGCCAAAGACGUUGCCGGAGCAUUUCGGUUUCGCGUUAUCCCUCGUUAGCGGAUGGAACGGUAGUGCACAAGCGUCCAAAAAGCACUUAAUACAAGAUGCCUUAUCAACGUCUAUAAGUGAGGCAUCCAUAUACCUCCAUGAUCAGCCGAGUGACUUUACCGAUGCACUGCGUAAUACAUACGGCAGCAGCCAGAACGUUCAUAACCAUGCUAAUCAUAACCAUACGUCGGCCGACUUGUCGAGUCUCUCAAUGGAGCAGUCAUGCGAUAAUCAGCCGUGCGCCCCGUACCUUCGAUCGCUAUCCAGUGAUUCAUACACUCGCUUGGCCGAGAAGCAUAAGAAUGUCUACCUGUCAUGGGCCACAUACCUACCAUGGACGUUGCACCAGUACCUUAAAACUCUGCUUGACGAGUUCCAACAAAUAUCCUGCAGAGACUGGGGAUGCCGUCGUUGCCAACACGGUAAUAGCUAUGUGGUUUUGCGUUCGGCAAUGCUACAGUAUUAA